Molecule: messenger RNA, 3288 nt
Organism: Dipodomys ordii (Ord's kangaroo rat)
Lineage: Eukaryota; Metazoa; Chordata; Mammalia; Rodentia; Heteromyidae
Gene: Dlgap4
Product: discs, large (Drosophila) homolog-associated protein 4
Exons: 11
Coding region: 77-3052 (991 amino acids)
Biological process (GO): signaling
Cellular component (GO): glutamatergic synapse; postsynaptic specialization
Molecular function (GO): molecular adaptor activity
Source: RefSeq, a predicted model, not a curated record
UGCUGCCCAGGAGAGGAGACCUGGGCGCCCUGUUAGGGCAACGCCCUCCCCGCACCCCGCCUCACGGGCCGGGAUCAUGAAAGGCCUCGGAGACAGCCGCCCCCGCCACCUGUCCGACAGCCUGGACCCGCCGCACGAGCCCUUGUUUGCAGGGUCUGACCGCAACCCCUACCUGCUGUCGCCCACAGAGGCCUUCGCCCGGGAGGCCCGCUUCCCUGGGCAGAGCACCCUGCCGGGAGAUGGGCUCUUCCCGCUCAACAACCAGCUGCCGCCUCCCAGCAGCACCUUCCCCCGCAUCCACUACAGCUCCCACUUCGAGGUGCCAGAGGAGAGCCCUUUCCCCAGCCAUGCCCAGGCCACCAAGAUCAACCGGCUGCCAGCCAACCUCCUGGACCAGUUUGAGAAGCAGCUGCCCAUCCACCGAGAUGGCUUCAGCACCCUGCAGUUCCCCCGGGGUGAGGCCAAGCGUGGCGAGAGCCCUGGCCGCAUCCGCCACCUGGUCCAUUCCGUCCAGCGGCUCUUCUUCACCAAGGUGCCCUCGAUGGAGGGCACGGCGGGCAAGAUCGGGGCCAAUGGCAACAAGAAGGGCGGCCUGGAGGACGGCAAGGGCCGGAGGGCCAAAAGCAAGGAGCGGGCCAAGGCCGGGGAGCCCAAACGGCGCAGCCGCUCCAACAUCUCGGGCUGGUGGAGCUCUGACGACAACUUGGACGGGGAGAGCGGCGCGUUCCGCAGCGGCGGCCCGGUCUCUGGCCUGAUGACCCUCGGCCGCCAGCCCGAACGCACCCAGCCCCGCUACUUCAUGCACGCCUACAACACCAUCAGCGGGCACAUGCUCAAAACCACUAAGACCACCACCACCACCGAGCUGACCACUCCUCCGCCCCCACCUGCCCCUCCCGCCACCUGCCCCAGCCUUGGUAUGGGCUCCGACACCAACUACGUUAAGCGGGGCUCCUGGUCCACUCUGACCCUCAGCCAUGCCCAUGAGGUCUGCCAAAAGACCUCAGCCACCUUGGACAAGAGCCUACUAAAGUCCAAGUCCUGCCACCAAGGUCUGGCCUACCAUUACCUGCAGGUGCCCGGUGGCGGAGGCGAGUGGAGCACCACGCUGCUGUCCCCCCGGGACGGGGACUCCGCGGCCGAGGGCCCCAUCCCCUGUCGGCGCAUGCGCAGCGGCAGCUACAUCAAGGCUAUGGGCGACGAGGACAGCGACGAGUCUGGUGGUGGCAGCCCCAAGCCCUCGCCCAAGACCGCAGCAAGGCGCCAGAGCUACCUGAGGGCCACGCAGCAGUCCCUGGGAGAGCAGAGCAACCCCCGCAGGAGUCUGGACCGCCUGGAUUCAGUGGACAUGCUGCUACCUUCCAAGUGUCCGAGCUGGGAAGAGGACUACAACCCCAUCAGCGACAGCCUCAAUGACUCCAGCUGCAUCAGCCAGAUUUUUGGACAGGCCUCCCUGAUACCCCAGUUGUUUGGCCAUGAGCAGCAGGUACGGGAGGCAGAUCUGAGUGACCAGUACGAGGCUGCCUGUGAGUCAGCCUGCAGCGAAGCGGAGUCGACGGCAGCAGAGGUGCUGGACCUGCCCCUGCCCAGCUAUUUCCGCUCCCGCAGCCACAGCUACCUGCGUGCCAUCCAGGCAGGCUGCUCACAGGAGGAGGACAGCGUCUCCCUGCAGUCCCUCUCCCCACCGCCCAGCACCGGCAGCCUCAGCAACAGUCGCACGCUUCCCAGUUCAUCAUGCCUCGUGGCAUAUAAGAAGACCCCACCACCGGUCCCUCCACGAACCACUUCAAAGCCGUUCAUCUCAGUCACGGUCCAGAGCAGCACCGAGUCUGCCCAGGACACCUACCUAGACAGCCAAGACCACAAGAGUGAGGUGACGAGCCAAUCAGGCCUGAGCAACUCGUCAGACAGCCUGGACAGCAGUACCCGACCACCCAGUGUGACGCGGGGCGGGAUCACCCCAGCCCCUGAAGCCCCAGAGCCACUCCCAAAACAUGCAGCUCUGAAGAGUGAACAAGGGACGCUGACCAGCUCUGAGUCCCACUCCGAGACCAUCCCCAAAAGAAAACUGUCAUCAAUAGGAAUACAAGAGAGGACUAGAAGGAACGGUUCCCACCUCUCGGAGGACAACGGACCCAAAGCGAUCGAUGUGAUGGCCCCCUCCUCAGAAAGCAGCGCCCCUUCUCACAGUAUGUCCUCCCGACGGGACACUGACUCUGACACCCAGGAUGCCAAUGACUCAAGCUGUAAGUCAUCUGAAAGGAGCCUCCCGGACUGUACCCCACCACACCCCAACUCCAUCAGCAUCGAUGCUGGCCCCCGGCAGGCCCCCAAGAUUGCCCAGAUCAAGCGCAACCUCUCCUAUGGAGACAACAGCGACCCAGCCCUCGAGGCGUCCUCGCUGCCCCCGCCGGACCCCUGGCUUGAGACCUCUUCCAGCUCCCCGGCAGAGCCCGCACAGCCCGGGGCCUGCCGCCGAGAUGGCUACUGGUUCCUGAAGCUGCUUCAGGCUGAAACAGAGCGGCUCGAAGGCUGGUGCUGUCAGAUGGACAAAGAGACCAAAGAGAACAACCUCUCUGAAGAAGUCUUAGGAAAGGUCCUCAGUGCUGUGGGCAGUGCCCAGCUCCUGAUGUCCCAGAAAUUCCAGCAGUUCCGGGGCCUCUGUGAGCAGAACUUGAACCCUGACGCCAACCCACGUCCAACAGCCCAGGACCUGGCAGGGUUCUGGGACCUGCUUCAGCUGUCCAUCGAGGACAUCAGCAUGAAGUUCGAUGAACUCUACCACCUCAAGGCCAACAGCUGGCAGCUGGUGGAGCCCCCGGAGAAGAGGAAGGAAGAGAAGAAGCCACCCCCUCCAGUCCCAAAGAAGCCAGCCAAGUCCAAGCCGGCCAUGAGCCGCGACAAGGCCUCGGACGCGGGGGACAAGCAGCGGCAGGAGGCCCGCAAGAGACUCCUGGCGGCCAAGCGGGCGGCGUCUGUGCGGCAGAACUCGGCCACAGAGAGCGCGGACAGCAUCGAGAUCUACGUCCCCGAGGCCCAGACCAGGCUCUGAGACCCGGCAGGAGGAAGCAAAGCGACUUCAAAUCAUUAAACAACACACGCAAGAACGGAAUGCGAACGGCACGGAAUUUUCUCAACCUCUAGUGUGGUGGUUCUCUCUAGAGACCCUGAGCCAACUUUUCAAAUUGACGCAUACAAGGGCUCACCAUUUGGCUUUCUUGGGUCCCUCCGAGCUAUAGGUUCUGGAGACUUCUCACACACAGAAAAACGUCCACCGAAACCACAAAA